AUGCACAAUAGGAAGAGGAAUAGCUCAAAACAACUAAACCUACUAGUACCAGGUACUACCUAUAAUGCUACUAAUAAUGAACCUAAGUCUUCUCGAUUAGGCAAGACAAUUGAUUUUUCUAAAAAACUCAACAAAAAUAACAGUAGCUCCAGACUCUUAAAGUCAAAAGUGUAUAAGACAACACAUGUCCGUGAGAAAUAUAGUGACAUGCUGAAAAGAGAGCAAACACUAAAAUCAAAGAUAACAAAUGAUGAUAAAAAGCAUUUCAAAGAAGUCCUAGAUCUCAGUAGUGCUAUCAAUAUACUCCAGGAUAAGAUACUUGAAGCUAAGGCAAACAGAAUUCCCUAUGUCAAAUGGGAGCAUAUUGACGGAUGAGCACCCACUGCAGCUAAUAUUGAGAAGUAUAAUAGCCAGAUAACCAUUGAUGAUCAGGAAUAUCUUAAUCUCAUAACCCAGAUGAUACGAGGCAACAGGAAAAUGUUCACUGAAGAGUACAUGAAAAGGUUUGAAAGACAUAAAGCUAAAUUUACCAAACCCAAGAUCGUGCUCAGUGACGAAGAUGAAUUUGAUAUCAAUGACCCAAAAUCCGUGCUUCAGCAUAACAGAAAGCUCUUGAAUUACAACUAUAUUGUCUCUGAAGUUGCUAGAAAGAUAGACUGUCAUAAUACCGAUCUUACUAGGAAGAAUGACCUUCUCAACUCCAAAAUUAGCGCUGGAGGUGAAAUUGAGCUUCUCUGAGAGGAUCUAUAUAUGAAAGCAAAAGAAGAGCAUGACCAAUUAAAGGAAAAGAUUGAAAAAGCCAAACUAAAAGCUAAAGAUGAAUAUGACAAAGCUAUGGGUAACUAUUUUUGAUUAUGAUUAGCUUCUGAACAAGAGCUCAAAGACCGAUUGGAAGAGUUUAAAGAAAUAAAUGAGCAAAAGGCCAAAAAGAAGCUAGACAAGGUAAUAAAGAGGUAUAAUAAGCCGCCCAUGUCAGCAAGAGAGGUUAUCAAGCGAGAGCCUGUUAUUAGAAUUUAUCCAGACUAUAAUCCGAAGUUCUCAAGAAACCAAAUGAGGCCAAUGACUAUUAAGGCUUGGGAGACUGCAAGAACAAUGGCUACAACCCCAAUUACAUCUGAAAGAGUACCUUGUGCUCAAAAUGACCCAGGGGAUGGAUUUUCAAGGAACUCUGAAAUAAUAACUUCUCCUGGACCUAAACCCAGAACAGCUGCUUUUCCUCGGAGGAAGGGUUUGAAAAAGUGUCGUACAGUGACGAAGCUUAAUCUGAACAUUAGAAGCCAGACCCAGAGCACAUUUAGAAAGAUUUCUCAAGCCAAGGUUAAAUCUCGGAACAAUAAUUUCAUGAAGGACUUCCAGUCCCUCUUCAGCAGUAACUGUAAAUCUCAAGGGACCAUGAAUGCCAAGCAGGCUAAGAAAUUUGAAAAGAAAAUAAUGAGGCUUAAGAACAAAAUUCAAGAGGUCCAAGACACAAAGAAAGAGGCAGUACUGAACCUUACUAAUAGCAGGAAGCACAGAUAUGACCGCAAAAUAUUCCUGGAGAACAUCCUAGCAGGGAUACAAGAUGCUAAGGACCAACUCCUCCAAGAACAAAGGAAGAUCCUAUUAGGUUAUGGAUUCAAGAGAGAUGAAGAGUUCAGUUAUAAGGAUUUAGAAGAGAAACAAGCUGAACAACUUUCUGAGAAAAUCAAGCAGUCUAAUGAUAAAGUACUAGCUAUUCAAAGUAAAGAAAGAGUAAUCAAACUUCUGCUUGAAAAAAGUGGACUCUCAAAGACAGACAAGCAGUAG
Messenger RNA from Moneuplotes crassus, 1785 nucleotides. Lineage: Eukaryota; Ciliophora; Spirotrichea; Euplotida; Euplotidae. The record is from the annotation of a GenBank genome assembly.